Messenger RNA from Nematostella vectensis (starlet sea anemone), 530 nucleotides. Its product is annotated as histone H4. Gene Ontology annotation, cellular component: nucleosome. Gene Ontology annotation, molecular function: structural constituent of chromatin; DNA binding; protein heterodimerization activity. Gene Ontology annotation, biological process: nucleosome assembly. NCBI's taxonomy places the organism in Eukaryota, Metazoa, Cnidaria, Anthozoa, Actiniaria, Edwardsiidae. The transcript has a single exon. The coding region runs from base 125 to 436 and encodes 103 amino acids. The record is from RefSeq and is a predicted model, not a curated record.
CUUUCAGAUUACACUUACGCAAUAUGAGAGGGAAAGCCAUGUUUCCUUGUAGGGCCGCAUAAUGUCUAUAUAAAGCAUUGCACCCAUCAACAAAGCAUUCUACGCAUAUUACAUCGAGUUCAACAUGUCUGGUCGCGGCAAAGGAGGAAAAGGUCUAGGGAAGGGAGGCGCGAAGCGUCAUCGCAAGAUCCUUCGUGAUAACAUCCAGGGCAUCACCAAGCCCGCCAUUCGCCGUCUCGCCCGCCGUGGUGGAGUCAAGCGAAUUUCUGGCCUCAUCUACGAGGAGACCCGUGGCGUUCUCAAAGUCUUCCUUGAGAACGUUAUCCGUGACGCGGUCACCUACACCGAGCACGCCAAGCGUAAGACUGUCACAGCCAUGGACGUAGUCUACGCUCUGAAGCGACAAGGCCGAACCCUGUACGGAUUCGGCGGCUAGAUUAUCUAGUCAACACAAACCAACGGCUCUUUUAGGAGCCACCACAUGCAAUGAAAGUCGUGAUCAAGCCCAUCAAUAAAAUUAUGCCACAGAA